This is a messenger RNA of Pneumocystis jirovecii RU7, 1471 nucleotides long. RefSeq lists its product as uncharacterized. Gene Ontology annotation, cellular component: cytoplasm. Gene Ontology annotation, biological process: tetrahydrofolate interconversion; L-serine catabolic process; folic acid metabolic process. Gene Ontology annotation, molecular function: serine binding; glycine hydroxymethyltransferase activity; pyridoxal phosphate binding. Lineage: Eukaryota; Fungi; Ascomycota; Pneumocystomycetes; Pneumocystales; Pneumocystaceae. The record is from RefSeq and is a predicted model, not a curated record. The transcript has 10 exons. The coding region runs from base 74 to 1471 and encodes 465 amino acids.
GGCACAUUCUGUUCGAAAUGUUUUAUAUCGGGUGAAAAUUAAUCAGUUGAAUCAAUUAGCGGUAUUUUUACCGAUGCAUACAUCUGUAUCUUCACAAUAUCUGAGUGCUCAUCUUGCUGAAUCCGAUCCUGAAGUGGAUGCUCUGAUUAGAUCUGAGGCAGCACGGCAACGUGCUUCAAUUGUGCUAAUUCCGUCAGAGAAUUUUACAUCACGUGCAGUACUUGAUGCUUUGGGGUCACCUAUGCAGAAUAAAUAUUCUGAGGGAUAUCCGGGAGAACGGUAUUAUGGGGGUAAUAAAUUUAUUGAUCAGAUGGAGCAGUUAUGUCAGAAAAGGGCUCUUAAAUUAUAUGGUUUAGAUGAAGAAAAAUGGGGAGUUAAUGUUCAGCCAUUGUCGGGGUCUCCGGCAAAUUUGUACGUUUAUAAGGCAUUAAUGAAACCGCAUGAAAAACUGAUGGGAAUGGAUUUACCGGAUGGUGGACAUUUGUCUCAUGGUUAUUCGACUUUAACCAAGAGUAUUUCUGCUGUGUCAGAGUAUUUUACAUCAGUUCCUUAUAAAACGGAUCCAAAAACAGGCAUUAUUGAUUAUGGUCAAUUGGAGAUGCUUGCUGCUGUUGUGAAACCAAAGAUUAUUGUUGCAGGUAUUACUUCGUAUCCAAGGCUUUUGGAUUAUUCUCGUUUUUCUCAAAUAGCCAAGAGUGUUAGCGCAUAUUUGAUGGCAGAUAUGUCUCAUAUUUCCGGCCUUGUUGCAGCAGGUGUUAUUCCAUCUCCGUUUGAGUAUGCAGAUGUUGUUACUUCAACUACCCAUAAAUCUUUACGGGGGCCCCGUGGUGCUAUGAUAUUUUUUCGAAAAGGACUCAAGAGUAUAGAUAAAAAUGGGAAAAAAACAUUUUAUGACAUAGAAGAACGUAUAAACUUUUCUGUUUUCCCAGGUCAUCAAGGAGGGCCUCACAAUCAUACGAUAUCAGCACUUGCUGUUGCUCUUUCUCAAGCAAAUACACCUCAGUUUAAGGAAUAUCAGUUUCAAGUACUUAAGAAUUCAAAAGCUAUGUCACAUAGGUUUAUAGAAUUGGGUUAUGAGCUUGUAACCGGUGGUACUGAUAUACAUUUGAUUGUUUUGGAUUUGACUAAGAAGGGAGUUGAUGGAGCAAGGGUUGAAAGAAUUCUUGAGCUAGUAAACAUCGAUACAAAUAAGAAUACAGUUCCUCAGGAUAAAUCAGCAUUGCAUCCGUGUGGCUUAAGAGUAGGUUCUCCUGCAAUGACUACUCGGGGACUUAAAGAGCCUGAUUUUGUUACAAUUGUCGACUUUAUCCAUCGUGCUAUAAAUAUUACUAUAGAUCUUCAAAACAAGUCAGGAAGUAAACUGUUUAAGGAGUUUAAAGACUAUGUUGGUACUGGUGAAGCGUAUCCUGACUUGUGUUGUUUAAGAGAUGAAGUCGUAUCCUGGGUCUCUAAAUUUUAUAUACCGCAAUAG